This is a messenger RNA of Octopus bimaculoides (California two-spot octopus), 1615 nucleotides long. RefSeq names its product coiled-coil domain-containing protein 124. Gene Ontology annotation, cellular component: nucleus. Gene Ontology annotation, molecular function: transcription coactivator activity. The record is from RefSeq and is a predicted model, not a curated record. Lineage: Eukaryota; Metazoa; Mollusca; Cephalopoda; Octopoda; Octopodidae. Gene Ontology annotation, biological process: transcription by RNA polymerase II.
UAAAGAGCCAACAAAAAUUCAUUAUAUUCCAUUUUUUUUCUCUCUCUCCUUUUUAUUCGUCUGAAGUCCUGGAAUCCAAAGUGACUUGCUGUCUGCCGCUGCAGUUAGCUAAGAUGCAGGUCGGUGUCGCAAUAAUAUGGCUAUCAAUUUGACAAGCUGACACCCUACAGGAUGCCAAAGAAAUUUCAAGGAGAGAACAGCAAGGCUGUUCAAGCUCGUGUACGUAAAGAAGCUAAACGCCAAGAAGAAAUACAACGGAAAAAUAAGGAAGCAGAAGACAAGCUUUGGGAGGACAAUGAUAAAAAUUCAACCCGGAAGCAACAGAGAAAAGAAGACCGAGAUCGUAAGCGUAUUGAGACCUUAGAACGUAAGCAACAACUGAAACAGUUACAUGAUGAAGAAAUGAAUAGUCUAAAGGGGAAAACCAGUGUUACUUCAAACAAGAUAACCAGGGCUCAGAUUGAGGGUACUUUGAUUGCACAAGCAACUCCAAAGAAAAGAGAAACUUCACCUGAUUUUGAUCUUCCUCCCCUGGAAGAAAAUUUAAACAGAGCCGUAACCGAUAGCUUAGAAGCUAGAACUGUUGACGAAGCUCUGUCUUUACUCAGUGUAAAGGAACCAGAUGUUGACAGACAUCCUGAAAAGCGUGUCAAAGCUGCUUACAACAAAUUUGAAGAGAGACGAUUGCCUAUUCUGAAGCAGGAAAAUCCAAACAUGCGUUUGUCACAAUUGAAGCACAUGCUGAAAAAAGAAUGGAUGAAGUCUUCUGAGAAUCCCAUGAUUCAGUGCCUUUCUGCCAACUGAAACUGGAUACUGAAUAGAUUUCUUGAUUGUCUAAAUUGGAAUAUGACUAGCUGUUCGCAUUGUGGGCUGAAAUAAAUUAAAUUAUGCUUAUCUACAACAUCACACAAAUACACACUUACCUACAUACAUUUUGAAAUGCUAUCAGAAAUUUCUGGCAGUAUUCCUUGUCAGAUAUUUGCGUGCACACACACAUGCAUGUGCAUGCACAUACAUGUAUAUACAGGAGACUUAACAUUCCCAGAACUUUAGGCUUCAAGUUUAGACUAAUUUAUUUUUACUGACUUUGUAAAGAUUCUUGUUUGAAAUCCAAGAAUUUCUUUAAAAAGAAAAGAUCUUUGUAUUCUAACUACUCUGUAAAUUGUCCAAGAAAUAUUGUUGGUUAUGUAAACCUGCACAAUUAUUGAAUGAAAAUUUCUAAAAUGUCUUCUUGAAUCUGAACAAAUAUACCUGCCUUGUGCGGGCCUGGGCUGCAGUCAAAUUAGAAAUGCUAAGUUUUUGGGGAUUUUUUUGUUUUGUUUUUGUGUGUCACAUUCCUUAAUAACUUCUUUAGUCUUUUUUCCAGUACAAAAGUAUGAAAUUCCCACCAAAAGAAAGCUGACAUUUGAAAUAAUCUCUGAACGGUUUCUAUUUAUUAAUAAAUUAAGUUAGAAUUGAAAUCGUAACAGUUUUAAAAUGACGAAUCAACAAAAUGAUUGCUUCUUUGUGUUUUUGUUCUUGAAUUACAUCUGACAUUAAACAAUUGGGGUUUCUCUGAAGGGAAAGCUAAAGAUUGAUUUGUAUAAGAAAUAUAGUGGCUACAUCAGAACUGUAA